This is a messenger RNA of Fopius arisanus, 3452 nucleotides long. RefSeq names its product Importin 9 (gene Ipo9). The transcript is spliced from 2 exons. The coding region runs from base 206 to 3307 and encodes 1033 amino acids. Gene Ontology annotation, biological process: protein import into nucleus. Gene Ontology annotation, cellular component: nuclear envelope; cytosol. Lineage: Eukaryota; Metazoa; Arthropoda; Insecta; Hymenoptera; Braconidae. Gene Ontology annotation, molecular function: small GTPase binding. The record is from RefSeq and is a predicted model, not a curated record.
UCUCAUAAUCCACCGGGGACAAUUCCAAUUACCGAGCCGCCGAAUUAUUCUCGACUAAAAUAUUUUCAUUUCUUUCAUGAUCAUUCCGAAAAAUCGAAGAAAUAAUAUUAAAACGCAACUCUGAAGGCUCCAACCGACUGUUAACCUCUUCCCCAGGUACACCGUUUGAACCGAUGGCCCGGUGAAACACCUAAAAUCGUAAACAAUGGCAACAAGUCCCACUUUUCGCGACAUAGAGAGCUCGUUGAAGGAGGCUUUGUACGAGACAUUGGAAGGAAUCCUCUCGCCUCAUCGUGAAGAUCGUCAGGCAGCAGAGCAGAGAAUUCAGGCUCUCGAGGUAACCGACGACUUUGGAAUUCACCUGACUGAAUUCGUCGUCGACAGAAAUGGACCCCUGGAGAUAAGACAACUCUCAUCUGUUCUCUUGAAACAAUAUGUUGAGGUCCACUGGUCCCCAGAGGCUGAGAAAUUUCGCCCACCGGAGUUGAAACAGGCGACGAAGGAGAGAAUAAAGGAGCUCCUGCCUCUGGGUCUUCACGAGAGCAUCAGCAAGGUCAGGGCUUCUGUUGCAUACGCUAUAUCAGCUAUUGCUCGUUGGGAUUGGCCUGAGAACUGGCCAGGGCUCUUCGAUAUUCUUGUUAAUUGUCUCAGUGGACAGAGUGAAUUCGCUGUGCAUGGGGCGAUGAGAGUUCUCAGUGAAUUCACCCGAGAUCUCACUGACACUCAAUUGCCAAAUGUUGGACCUGUUAUUUUGCAGGAAAUGUACAGGAUAUUCCAGAGUGAUAAUCAGUACUCUAUAAGGACGAGGGGCAGGGCUGUGGAAAUUUUUGCUACGGUUACUGGAUUAGUGGCAUCCACAGGGAUGUAUCAGAAAGGAUUUGUUCAGCAGUAUUUACAGCCUGUCAUACCCAUGUUUUGUGAGAAAUUUGUUAAGUACUUGGGUCAGCCCAAUGGCCCCGUCAGUGAUACUGGCCUCAAGACGGAUAUCAUUAAAGCUGUUAAUUGCCUAGCAAAGAAGUUAUCAAAAUAUGUGGCUAAUUAUUUGCCUCAGAUACUUCCGCCUAUUUGGGAUACUCUGGUGCAGAGUGCCAAACUCUAUCAGGAGGAGAUGGUCAAUGGGGGAAAUGAUGAGGAUAUCGAUGAGAAGGAAGUCGACUCUGAUGGGGAGAUAAUAAAUUUCAAUAAUCUCAUCAUCGCCAUAUUCGAAUUCAUUCAGAUCUUCAUGGAUCACAAAAAAUUCUCGGGACUUCUCACGAAUCUUGCUGGCGAAACAAUUUACUAUUUAAUAAUAUUCAUGCAGAUUACUGAGGAGCAGAUUGAACUCUGGACUGUUAAUCCCAGUCAAUUUGUCGAGGAGGACGCGCAGUGUGCCUUUGCCUAUAAUGUUAGAAUAUCAGCGCAGGAGUUGCUAUAUGCCCUGAUUCAACGCUCGGAGGAGGAUUCUGUGAAUACACUUUGUGGAAUUGUGACGAGGCACAUCGAGGCCGCCAACUCCAUGAGAGCGACAAACGAAAAUUCCUGGAAGCUGUCAGAAGCAGCGAUUUUUGCGCUGAGCACAGCGAGAGAUCAACUCGUUGAUAAAUUGAAAGCUGGAGAGCUUCAGUUUGAUAUCGUGGGAUUUUUGGAUCGUGUUAUUCUUGGAAUUCUCAAUGAUUCAAGUGCUCACCCAUUUCUUUUGGGUCGUUGCCUCUGUCUAGCCGGAAGAUGCGCCCGUCAAAUUCCACCUGAGAUGAUUCCCCGCUUCCUAGAAGCGACAGUCAAUGGACUUCAGGAGAACCAGCCCAUCUGCAUCAGAAUCAGUUCCGUCCGAGCAGUUUACUGGUUCUGCGAGGCACCUACAGCUCCCAAUGACUUGAUUGAUAAUUCUGUGAGAUCACAGCUGUCAGCAAUGUUCCAGGGGCUGUUUAAUCUCGUGGCUAAUCAGCCGACGAUUGAAGUGUUAAAUCUAGUUAUGGAGACGUUUGCAGUUGUCAUUUCUGUCGACAAAGACUUCACGGCCAGUGUCGAGGGAAAAAUCUGUCCCCUGACGAUAGCUGUUUUCGUGAAAUACCACAGUGACCCAGAGAUCCUAUCAAUCUGUCAAGAUAUCUUCAAGGAAUUGACAGAAAAUCCCCAGUGCAUUGAGCCUCUUCAAACACGACUAAUUCCAACGCUUGUCAGCAUGUUGACAGCGAAUUCUCAGGAUAAAACUGGAGAGGAAGGCACCAAAGAAGUGGCUCUGGAUGUCCUGCAGGUGUUAGUUCAAUUUUCACCCCGUAAUUUGAGCAGUGCUCUAGUGGAGAGUGCAUUUCCAGCUGCCUGUCACUGCAUACUCAACUCAGAUGACAAUGGAACACUUCAAAGUGGUGGUGAAGUGAUUCGAACAUAUUUAUUAGCUGGUGCAAGACAAGUUAUCGAUCACAGGGAUAGCGAGGGGCGAACAGGUCUGCAUUAUAUCCUUCAAAUUGUCGCUCAGCUGUUGAAUCCACAGUCCAGUGAAUUCACAGCUACAUUCGUUGGUAGAUUGAUGACGACAUUGAUCAGGAAAGUAGGGAGUAGCUUGGGAGAGAAUCUUGAUCUUCUCCUGAAAGCUGUCCUGAGUAAAAUGCAGAGGGCUGAGACUUUGACAGUCAUGCAGAGUCUGUUGAUGGUCUACGCGCAUUUGAUUAAUACUGAGUUCGAUGCUGUUCUCAAUUUUUUGUCAACAGUGCCAGGGCCAACUGGACAGAGUGCACUGGCAUUUGUUCUCGUUGAAUGGGUUGCAAGACAGCACUCUUUCUUUGGCAGUUAUGAUAGAAAAGUAACAAUUGUAGCGCUCUCCAAAAUAUUGGAGCACGGAGUGACUAAUGAUGAUGCUAGGCUCAAUGAAAUCAUGGUGAAGGGCGAUGAGAUAUUUCCACUCACUGAUGAUGGGGUUCGCACAAGGAGCAAGACCCAAUCACAACCUCAUCAAUGGACAACCGUUCCCAUUCUCGUUAAGAUUUUUAAACUCAUUAUUAAUGAGAUUUUCAAUGAUAUGGAAGCUGGCUGUGCUAUCAGUCAGGACACUGAGGACUCUGACGAGGAAGAAGUGGUGGAUGAGAAUGAUGUAUUCAUAAAUCCUGGGAAUGAAUCCGAUUUAUUACGAAUAACUGAUGAAACAGACGACGAGGACGAUCCCGAGCUCCUCCAGGAUUCCAUCUAUCACCUCAACCUGAAUCAAUAUCUACGAGAUUUUCUCACAAACUUCUCGAACCACCACUGCUUCCCUGCCUUCAUCCAACACCUCAAUCCAAUUGAACAGAAAAUCCUCAACAAUCUCAACAUAACUCUACCAUUCAUCCAGUGAAAAUCUCUAAAGUAUCUAUCAUAAUAAAUAUUCAAGCCAUGUUUUUUUUCUACUACUAUGUACAUUGUUAUCAAUAUAUUAGAAUACAUACCAGGAUUAAAAAUGAAAAAACAUUGAUAAUAAAUGUUUAAAAUAGUUUUGGCAA